AUGAAACUUCGGAAGUCCCCAAACUCAAAGGCAAGAUUCAUUGAGAUUUGUGAAGAAACUCAAUGCAAGAAACCCCAAACCAUCAAGCGUGAUGUCCCGACUCGGUGGAACUUGACUUACCUGCAAAUUUCCAGUAUUGUCCGAUGUGAGGAGGCCAUUGUCAUGUGGCAGCGCGACAAGCAGUUCGGCAUGCCCCGUAACUAUCAUGUUCAACAAGAAGACUUUGACUUAGCCACCGACUUGGUUCAACUUUUGCUCCCGUUUUACGAAAUCACGCUCCAAUUGUCAACCAAAGCCUCUGCCCGGAUUGCGGAUGUUGUUGUGAUGAUCGAUCAAAUCACAUCAAACCUCGCCGCCGUGAUUGCAAAUCAGGAUCCCGAAAAAAUCACCCUCCAGCCUUACGAAAUGCUUGUCGUGCGGGGCUUCGCAUAA
Puccinia graminis f. sp. tritici CRL 75-36-700-3 is the source of this 432-nucleotide messenger RNA. RefSeq lists its product as uncharacterized. Bases 1 to 432 code for a protein of 143 amino acids. NCBI's taxonomy places the organism in Eukaryota, Fungi, Basidiomycota, Pucciniomycetes, Pucciniales, Pucciniaceae. Gene Ontology annotation, cellular component: nucleus. Gene Ontology annotation, biological process: regulation of transcription by RNA polymerase II. The transcript is spliced from 2 exons. The record is from RefSeq and is a predicted model, not a curated record.